This is a messenger RNA of Linum tenue, 1382 nucleotides long. The record is from the annotation of a GenBank genome assembly. NCBI's taxonomy places the organism in Eukaryota, Viridiplantae, Streptophyta, Magnoliopsida, Malpighiales, Linaceae.
AUGGGAAGCGACCAUCAUCAGCAGUACCAUCACAAUCACCAUGAGCAAGAAGAGGAAGAAGAAGAAGAAGAAGAAGAAGAGGAGGAAGAUGAUGGUGUUGGUGGUGGUGGUGGUGGUGGAGACAACAGCAACAGUACAAGUAGCUCCGUUGAAGAGAUCGGCGGCGAAGAAAGCAACAAGGGUGGCGGCGGUGGAUCUGUGAGGAAGUAUAACCGGUCGAAGAUGCCACGGCUCCGGUGGACACCCGAUCUCCAUCUUUGCUUCCUUCAUGCUGUUGAAAGGCUCGGUGGCCAAGACAGAGCAACGCCGAAGUUGGUCCUUCAGUUGAUGAACAUCAAAGGACUCAGCAUAGCUCAUGUCAAAAGCCAUCUUCAGAUGUUCAGAAGCAAGAAGCUUGACGAUCCAAAUCAAGGGCAUCAUCAAGGACUUUUAUUUCAAGGAAGGGUUCAUCAACACCAUGUCUACAACCUAAGCCAGCUCCCUAUGAUUCAAAGCUUCACCCAAAGGCCUCCCUCAACUGGUUUCAGAUACGGAGAUGGCGUUUCUUGGAGAGGGAACCAGAUGUACGGCACAAGCUACAGCUCCUCAUUACUCAAUAGAGCCAAACAUGGUGGCCUUUAUGGAAACUACAACACUAGUACUACUACUACUCUCCCUUAUAAUUCUUCCCUCAGAGUCAGAGGGAUACUACCCUCCCAAAUAACCACUCCCAUCAAAACUCACACCAACCACCAAGCUCUCGAGGCAGCCAGCAAUAAGCUCUUGUUCACCAAACCGACAACCAGCACCAUCGACUCCACUAAAACCUUCCACGAAUCCCGGUCGAGCAUCAGCAACGUUCAUGGCGCUCUCAAAAGGAAGCCUACGUGGGAUCCAUCUCAUGGUCAUGAUUCCAACAAGAGCUGCUUAGACUUGGAUCUGUCCCUCACAGUGAAAGCUGCAGCGAAAACGGUUGAGGAUCAUGAUGAUGAUGUUGUUGAUGAGAGCAGCUUGUCUCUUUCUCUGUCCUCGUCUUCGUCCUCGAAGCCGCCGCCAGCGGGUGGAUCGAAGGAGAUGGAGAUGGUAAUGGAGUUUAACAAGUACUACCGUGGUGGACUGUUUAUUAGGAGUCGUGAGGAAGAUUAUGAUAAGUACUGUAGCUAUGGUGGUGUUAAUAAGCGUGCCUGCAGGGUGAUGGCAAGUACUCUAGAUCUGACUUUGUGAAUGAUGAGGACACGGUAGUAGUCAGUCAUUCUGAGUGAGAUCUUGAGGUACUUGCUUUUUUUUCUUCCCUGGAGCCAGCUGCAUUGAGUUGUUAUUGUUUGUGUGUCACAUCUUGUACCAAGACUGCCCAAAAAGGAAAGAAGUGAAAAUGAAAGAAGGUAUUUUACAUAAGUUACCAC